Molecule: messenger RNA, 1560 nt
Organism: Salpingoeca rosetta
Lineage: Eukaryota; Choanoflagellata; Craspedida; Salpingoecidae
Exons: 12
Coding region: 1-1560 (519 amino acids)
Biological process (GO): tRNA splicing, via endonucleolytic cleavage and ligation
Cellular component (GO): nucleus; tRNA-splicing ligase complex
Molecular function (GO): RNA ligase (ATP) activity
Source: RefSeq, a predicted model, not a curated record
AUGGCUUCAAAGGGCAAGGUGACCACGAGCAACGUGGAGACCAAGAGUCGCUCCUUCAAAGAUGAGCAGGAGUACCUUGAGCAGCUCUCACCAUGCUGCUGGCGCAUCAAGAAGGGCUUUGUCCCCAACAUGAGGGUGGAAGGCCGCGUGUAUGUCAACGAGGCGCUCAACUCACUCAUGUUUGAGGAGCUGCAGCAACACAGCCAGGCGCAUGGUGUUGGCGGCUUCCUGCCCGCGCUCAAGCAGGUGGCCAACGUGGCUGCACUUCCCGGCAUCGUUGGCCACUCUGUUGGCCUGCCCGAUAUCCACGCCGGCUACGGCUUUGCCAUCGGCAACAUGGCUGCCUUUGACAUGGACAACCCCGAGGCCGUCGUCUCCCCAGGCGGCGUUGGCUUUGACAUCAACUGCGGCGUGCGGCUGCUGCGCACCAACCUCGACGUCGGUGAUGUGGAGCCCGUCAAGGAGCAGCUCGCGCAGUCCCUCUUCGACCACAUCCCCGUUGGCGUCGGAUCAAAGGGCGUUGUGCCGAUGACGGUGCAGGACCUGGAAGAGGCGCUGGAGAUGGGCAUGGACUGGUCUCUCCGCGAAGGGUACGCGUGGCCGGAGGACAAGGAGCACUGCGAAGAGUACGGGCGAAUGCUGCAGGCGGACGCGUCCAAAGUCUCCACGCGCGCCAAGAAGCGCGGCCUGCCACAACUCGGCACCCUUGGUGCCGGCAACCACUACGCAGAGAUCCAGGUCGUGGAGGAGAUUUACGACAAGCACGCUGCCAACAAGAUGGGCAUCAACAGGACUGGACAGGUGUGUGUGAUGAUCCACAGCGGGUCGCGCGGUCUGGGCCACCAGGUUGCCACCGAUGCGCUCACGGCGAUGGCCAAUGCCAUGAAGCGUGACGGCAUCGAGGUCAACGACAGACAGCUUGCGUGUGCGCGCAUCGGCUCUGAGGAGGGCCAGAACUAUCUCAAGUCCAUGGCAGCCGCUGCCAACUACGCCUGGGUCAACAGAUCAACCAUGACCUUCCUCGCCCGACAGGCCUUUGCAAAGCAGUUCAAGACGACACCAGAGGAUCUCGACAUGCAUGUCAUUUAUGACGUGUCACACAACAUCGCAAAGGUUGAGAAGCACUGGGUUGACGGGAAGCUGCGCAACUUGCUCGUGCACCGCAAGGGCUCCACCCGCGCGUUCCCACCGCACCACCCACUCAUCCCCGUCGACUAUCAGUUGAUUGGCCAGCCUGUGCUGGUUGGCGGGACAAUGGGCACGUGCAGCUACAUCCUAACGGGCACGGAGCAAGGGUUUGCGGACACGUUUGGCAGCACGUGUCACGGUGCCGGCCGCGCCCAGUCGCGCGCCAAGUCCCGCCGCACCCUCGACUACCAGGAUGUGCUUGCCAACCUCAACAAGAAAGGCAUUGCCAUCCGCGUUGCCUCGCCCAAGCUGGUACAGGAGGAGGCGCCGGAGUCGUACAAGGACGUGAGCGAGGUGGUUGACACGUGCCACGCAGCCGGCAUCAGCAAGAAGGCCGUCAAGCUCAAGCCCAUUGCCGUCAUCAAGGGCUGA